Molecule: messenger RNA, 1308 nt
Organism: Drosophila erecta
Lineage: Eukaryota; Metazoa; Arthropoda; Insecta; Diptera; Drosophilidae
Product: salivary glue protein Sgs-3
Exons: 2
Coding region: 1-1308 (435 amino acids)
Source: RefSeq, a predicted model, not a curated record
AUGCUGUCGUCACGUAAUCAUUUAAUUGCCUUCGUUGUGGUGACAACAUUAGUUUGUUUAACAGUAUGCCAGGAGUCUUCGUUUCUGGCCUCGAUAUCUAGUUCAAACAACCAACUUCAGUCGGCAAACGGAACGAGCUUGAACAACGAAACCAUUACAAUUAACAUUAGUGAAAUAAUUGCAGCGGCUGAAGCGGCAUCAAAUGCCACAGAAUCCUCCAGCACUACCUCGACAACUACAGAGCCUACCUCGACUUCAACAGCAUCUUCUGCAACAUCUACAGCAGCACCAACGAGCACGUCCACUACACAAGCAGGUAUCACCACAUCCACAAGUACACAGUCGACAUCGACCACGUUGGCAGACACAUCCACCACACAAGCUUCAACCACAACAGCGACACAAAUUCCGACAACAAUACAACCAACCAUUACAACGACACAAGCUGCAACAACAACACAACUACCUACCACUAGUACUUCAACAACCAUUACAACACCCCAAAGCUCAACAACAACUACUCAGACUUCAACCGGAGCACAGUCAUCAACAACUACACCAUCUUCCACAAUAUCCACUACAGAAACACCAACCACAACAGAACCACAAUCUUCAACAGUCGUUCAAACUUCAACAACAACACUACAACCCACAACUUCAACAUCAACUUCUACCACAUCUACGCAAGCUCCGAUAACAACAACAACGUCCACAGCUACACAAACUACAACGACUACACCACAACCACAACCAACACCAACAAACACCACGCAGACCUCGACAACUUCACCGCAACCAACAGCAACCACUACUCCACAACCUCCAACCACAACUGUACCUACAACGACAACAACAACUACACAAACAUCAACAACACCACAGUCCGAAAUAACAACCACUCCGGCAGCAACGACCACGAGCACCACUGAAACUGCAACAACAACAAUUGCUCAGAGCACCACCACAUCUACAACAACCACAUCAACACCAGUAGCUUACACCGUUUACACCAUGGAGCCAUAUCCGAAUAUAUAUAGCCGGUCGAACGAAAUUGGCAAGCCACAGCGAAAAUUGCGAAGGGGGCGUAAAGGGCGCAGAGGCAGGAGGCCCCGUCGUCGCACCACCCCGGCACCACUGACAUCCAGCACCACCACAACAACAACAACCGUCAGAACGACGUUGAGUGGCUUUGACGACUUCAGCGAGGACUACGACGAUCUCGUCCUCAACUCGAACAACGUAUUGGAACCAUUUCCACAAUUGCCCCUCGAUUUAGGAAAUAUCGACAAUAAUAGAAUCCCUAAGUAA